UUAUUUGCAAGUUUCUAGUUUUAGCGCUGUGCAACACACUUGCCGAGAAUCCGAGUUUCUAUAGCGACGUAGUGUUUUUCUAGAGAAAUUAUAAUUUUUCAUUUGCAAAACUAGUAGAAUAAACAGGAGAAAGAAAGAGUCAGAACGUUGAAACGACUAUACAUUGGAUAGCGAUAAAAGCAUUCCGUAAAUAUUCCGCAAGUGGGAGCAAGAAAGCUCCCUGGGAUUUUCGCAAUUUGAAAUUUUGCAGAUAACCAGAGACUUGAGGAAGUGGAAAAAACAAAGGAUUUUGCGAUGGCCAGCGAGCCGGAGAACAAGCCACCUAUACUGCACAUCCUGGUAGUUGGAUUUCACCACAAACUGGGUUGUCAGGUGGAGUUCUCCCAUCCGCCCCUUAUAUCUGGAUCUACCGGGCGGAAUGAAUGUCCCUCCGGAUGGAAAUAUCUGCCCACUUUGGCACUGCCGGAUGGUUCGCACAACUUUACAGAGGACACUGUAUUCUUUAACCUACCAAGCUUGUUUGAGCCAGCGGCUAGUAUCUACGGCGUAUCAUGUUACCGGCAAAUACCCGUGGAAAAGCUAAAAAUCCGUACUGCGGACCUCACCCGUAGCACGGUACAAAAGUCUGUCUGCAUUUUGGCCCGCCAACCGAUUUACGGUUACAUCGAAGUCAAGUUGGCCCUGAUAGCGGAUGCCUUCUUCGACCAGGGAGAUUUCUCUGGCACGGAACUAUUGGUGAAGGCCUAUCAACAGCUCAACGCCUGCCUUUUGGACGACGAGUCUCGGCGACCGCUACGCCACUUCCAUGUAGGCUUAUCCUUGCGGGAAAUAGUGCUUCACUGGCGCCAUAAAACGUUGAUGCUUUUUAAACUAUUUCUUCUUCAACGAAGAGUUGUCUGCUUUGGUUCUCCCGUGCGCGGAAUGUGUGUCCUGAUCCUGGGCAUGGCUUCUCUAGUUCCCCGGCUGCUGGAAAAGGGAUUCCAAGAGGUGGCGUGCGUGCGCACAUCCCGACCUUUGUCGCCGAUGCCCGAUUUCACCGACUCGCUGCAAAGGGAGGCUCAAGCAGAAGCGGAACUGGCCUCUUGCGUAGUGCCCCAGCAUCCGGAACCCGAACAGGAGCAGGAGAAACUCACGCCUGAAAGCGCCACGGCGAUCGAGGGCGAUGCAGAAGAGCUGGCCCUCGUCUCAUCGGCUGCAUCGGCCGGGGGCGAUGAUGAGGAUGAGACUUCACCGCAAUCCACUCCCAACUCGCAAUCCCAAGACUCAUCCAACUUUCCGGGUUCUUCGAACGGAAGGAACAGCUCUCUAACUCGAGAGGCUAGCGUCGACACUCUAGCAUCGAAUUUGGCCGCCCUGUGUUCUGUGAAUCCUGACGAAUACCGAGCUCCAGUCAGCAUCUUCGCUAGCGGCAAUCUAUGUCUACCAUAUCUGUCGCUUCCGUACAUGGAUCUUCUCAGCGAUCCAAUGGUCCUGUCCUAUGUCAUUGGUACCUCCAACGUGCUGUUCCAGCAGAAACGCCAACUGGCUGACGUUCUGGUGGACAUUGAGGCGGCCAAUCUCGAUGCACACGAUCCGGAAUUGAAGCGGCAGCUAGUGCUAAGCACUGAGGACUUGCGCUACAUGGACUAUAUACUGAAACAUGUCCAAACCCCGAAGGAGGAUGCCGAGGGCAGCGAGUACUGGAUCCGUGAACAAUUCCAGGGCUACAUUUUGGCCCUGUUGCGUACUUCUGUGGCUCCUGAUGCCACUACCAAAGACAACGAUCACUUCAACUCCCACUUUAUGGGUGCAUUUAAACGUACGCAGUGCUUUCAAGAAUGGUAUGAUGUGCGGCCAGAUGCGGAAUUCUUUGACGCCCUGCCUUCGGGUCAUCCUUUUGCCGGGACAUUGUCCGUGGCCGACAUGAAACUUAAAUUAGCGCAAACCAUGCAGAACAGCGAGAGCGGACGCAAGAUAAACCAGGCGGUAAACACGACGAGUCGGGCCGUUGGCGGGGCCAUUUCCCAGGCCAAAGGAGCCUUCUCCAGCUGGUGGUCAUCGAUAACGACGGCGCCGACCAGUGCGAAUCCCACAGCAGCUCCCAAUGGGCAGGAAUCGGGCGAUGGCAGCGAGGCUGCAGCCGGAUUAGAUUUCUCAGUGACAUUCCAGAACCACAAGGAUAUGGAGGGCCUGGACAUGGCCGGCGUUAGCAUUCACCUGGCUGGCCAGGAGGAGACACAAGAGCAACAGCAGGGCAUUGUUGAGAUUGGACGCGAGGCAGAACUUCUGGACAAAAGCAGCAAUUCCACGGAGGAACCUAAACCCACAGCUAUUCGUCCAUCGGGUUGCGGUGGAGACGUGGCUGCUUCCUCCACAUCCUCGAUGGAGCACAAUAGCGGAGAUGUUUUCAUCGUUUAAGAGGAAAUUCUGCUGUACUAUUGAUCUUUGUAAAAUAUCGAACUAAGCUAUAUGAUAAUUAUUUAUUACGCAACAAAUUGUCUCAGUCUCAAUGUUGAAUUUAUCUUUAAUAUUCUAUACUACUUCUAUUGUUUGUAACUCUGUAACAGAAUGGGCCAAGAUUGUUGGUCGGAAAUUGCAGAAGUAGCCUGUGGCAUAGCACAGUGAAUUGUAAACAGAAAGGAACAUAGUGAAGUCCUUAAAUGAUUUCUUACGUUAAAUUUAUUUGAUUAAGCAAAGUUGCUUAUCUUUCCACUUAACUAUGCAUUUGAUCCUACCUAGUUUGUAACCAAUUGGCCAAAAUUAUUGUAAUUCUAUAUAAGGAUAUGUUUAGUUGUCCUCAAACCCUUGCCACGCGCAUCUUUCAGUGUACAUUUGUGUCCAUGUAAGCCGUUCCAAGUGCAAUUUGUUAUCCAAAAACGAGAAAAACGUAAAGUACGAGAGCAUAAUCCAUUUGGCAAUAAGCAACUCAACGAAAUAUGAUAUUUAUAGAGCUCGAGUCAAGGCUCCUGCCGGGUAGUCACCACCUCCAUGAUAUUUAGAGGCUGUCCGGUCAGGAUUCUUGUACCAUGAUCCUGUGUCCAACUCUACCUUAUCCAAUUGUACUCCAAAACAUAAAGAAAUUAUAAAAAAAUUGUGUUUGUUUUGUUUAAAAAAUAAAAUUGCCACGUAACGACGUAAUAUUACGGAAUAGGGGCUUCAAUAUCCUUAGUCGAUGUUAUGAUGUAUAUAUUUUUAGGGAUUGACCUAAUAUGUUUUGUAUUCCACAGGUUAGCCAGCUUCAUCCGGAUGCCGGAGCGUCAAUCAAAAAGGAUCAACGCUCUAUCGUCACAGGAUCAUCUCCCGCAACCCAUGGAGGAUCUUUCUGUAGAAUAUGAAAUAAAAUGGAUUAAGGAUA
This is a messenger RNA of Drosophila bipectinata, 3334 nucleotides long. The record is from RefSeq and is a predicted model, not a curated record. NCBI's taxonomy places the organism in Eukaryota, Metazoa, Arthropoda, Insecta, Diptera, Drosophilidae.